Racocetra persica is the source of this 1347-nucleotide messenger RNA. The record is from the annotation of a GenBank genome assembly. Lineage: Eukaryota; Fungi; Glomeromycota; Glomeromycetes; Diversisporales; Gigasporaceae.
AUGGAUCCAGCUUCGAUACUAAACAACGAAUUUAUUGCUGAUUAUUCAAAAUUAUUUGACGAACGUGAUAACACUGCCGAUGUUGAAAUCAUAAUAUCAGGCACUGAAAAGAAAAUUUUAGCACACUCUUUAGUUCUUAGCAUUAGAUCAGAUUACUUCAAACAAAGCCUUUCUGAUAAAUGGGCGAAAAUGAAUAACGAUGGAAAGUUUACAUUGACACUUUCUGAUAUUGAAUAUGAUACCAUGAUUAUUUUAUUGAAGUAUCUUUAUUACGCAGAUGCAAAUAUUUUUGAUCAUGACGAUUUCUACGCUCUUUCAAAAGUCCUAAUCGCAUCUGAUAAACUCAACAUGGUGACUUUUUCUGAUCUCACUCAAAAAACCAUUUCUAAAAAAAUAUUGAUUUUUAUCGAUAAAAAUUUAUUCGAUCUCUUCAAGUUCAUAAUGGAUUACCAAAUGUUUACAUUUAUAGACGAAGCAUUCAUGUGUGAAAUUGCAAAAAACCCAGAUCUUUUAUUUUCAUCUAAAGAUUUCAUUAAAUUGGAUGAAAAAAUGUUGCAAAAAAUCAUAUUGUGCAAUGCUCUGAGGAUUUCAGAAUUCAAAAUUUGCGAAUAUCUAAUCGAAUGGAGCAAUGUGGAAAAUAACGAAACUAAAUUUAAUUCACUGUUUAAUUUAAUUCGUUUCCACCAAAUGAAAAAAGAGGAUUUCUUUUAUUUUUGGACAAAUUAUAGAAAUAAAAUUACGAUUUCGGAUAAUUUGUUAAAUGAUAUAAUUGGAUUUUUCAUGUGUAAUAAUCCACAAAAUAUUAAACAAUCGCCAUUUAGAUUAGGAAAUUAUCAAAGAUCCGAAAUCAUCAAAUAUCCCGAAGAAUUCUUGGAAAUUUCUUCCUGGAUCGAUAAUGACAAAGGAAAGAGUUCAUUUAGAUUUGAUCUUAUAUUUGACAAUAGUUUUUUUGGUGAUAAGUUUAACACAAAUUCAUUCCAUAAGAUAUGCGAUGGGACGUUUUCAACUAUUACUUUAGUUGUUUUAGACAAAUGUAUUGUUGGCGGAUAUAAUCCUAUUGGUUGGUCUAAUGAUAACAAGUGGCAGAAAUGUAAAUCUAGUUUUAUAUUUGCAUAUAAUCAUAAUAAUAAUGCUACGAUAUCCGGUAUUACAGAAAAAGAAAGGGCAAUUGGAUGUUUUAAAAAUCGCGGACCUUGCUUUGGCGAAGGUUCUGAUCUUUGUAUUCGACAUGAUUCGAACAAAAUCGAAUUAAACCCCAAAUCAUAUCCAAAAUUGUUUGAUUUGAAUGGAAACUAUUUUUUCCGUCGCAUGGAAAUCUUUAGAGUAAACAGAAUAUACGACCUAUAA